This is a messenger RNA of Oncorhynchus masou masou (cherry salmon), 901 nucleotides long. RefSeq lists its product as uncharacterized. Lineage: Eukaryota; Metazoa; Chordata; Actinopteri; Salmoniformes; Salmonidae. The record is from RefSeq and is a predicted model, not a curated record. The transcript is spliced from 5 exons. The coding region runs from base 103 to 720 and encodes 205 amino acids.
ACAGAGAAACACACACACACACACACACACAGACAGAGAGGCAGAGAGAGACAGAGAGAGACAGAGAGAGAGAGAGAGAGAGAGAGAUAGAGAGAGAAGAUCAUGGCUGAUGUUCCUCAAUCAUUUUUGGGAUUGCUUGUGACCGUUUUGUAUCUGCUAACAGGUGUCAGUGGAGAAACUCUCUCUAUGUUCUCCAGAGUGGGAGAUGAUGUCAGUCUGCCGUGUAACAAUGUGGUUUAUCCAAACUGUUCCUCAACUACAUGGAUCUAUAACAGAGCUCUAUCUACUCGUACUAUUCAAGAGGUCACAUUGGGGGAGAUCAAAGUUGACCAGACAGAGAGAGCAGAGAGACUGAGUUUAGGGUCCUACUGUUCUCUACAUGUUAGUGAUGUCAGAGCUGAGGAUGUUGGACUCUACAUCUGUCGACAGUUCCUUACAGAGACAGGACCACAACAUGGAGGUGAUGCUCCUGUUCAUCUGUCUGUUCUAACUAGAAGUACAGCCUCUACUGCAAGACCAGCCUUUUCAGCCACCUCCCCAUCUUCUGCUGGUACCAGUAAUGCUGUUAAGUUGCCCAUCAGUCACAUCAUGCUCUUUGUGACACUGACCAUCAUGGCUGCCAUAGUCACUAUUCACACAAGGAGGAUCCGCCCACCCAAGGCUCUGCCCCCACAAGCAGAAGAAGCCUCUGGUAUUGAGAUUCAUGUCCUGGAGGAAUGACCCCCUGUUCCUCACUCUUCUCCCUGUUCUGGACGAAGACUUUCAAACUGUCUAUAGCUUUAUUGAGUUAGUAACAGAGGACAGUAUAAAUGUUUUUAAAGCGGAUCAUCUAUUUUAGUGCAUAGUGUGGAAGAUGUAUUAAUUCAUAGUUGUGUUCCUAUAUAUUUUGUGUAUAAUUUUA